This is a messenger RNA of Nipponia nippon (crested ibis), 579 nucleotides long. RefSeq names its product killer cell lectin like receptor G1 (gene KLRG1). The record is from RefSeq and is a predicted model, not a curated record. NCBI's taxonomy places the organism in Eukaryota, Metazoa, Chordata, Aves, Pelecaniformes, Threskiornithidae.
AUGGAGGGAAGCAGAUCAGAAACUUUGGUGGCUGAAGUGAGUGAGGAAGUCGUUUAUACUUCUGUCAAAUUCUCUCAGACUCCUCCGCCGAGGGCCAAAGCUGGAUGGGAAAUGAGAGCUCCGUGUCUGUGGCCAGCAGUUUUGCUGGGCUUGACUAUAGGCUUUGGGAUACUGAGCAUCUCCCUAGCAACUGCUUUGAUUUGGAAGAUGAGUGACUCCCACCCACUCUGCCCUGAGCAGUGGAUAGCCUACAGAGGGAGCUGCUACUCUUUCUCCAAGCAGAAGAAGGACUGGCAUUCCAGCCAGGAAUCCUGCAGGGCACAGGGAGCUCAUCUCCUGGUGAUGAGCGACACCAGCGAAAUGGACCUGUUCAAGACUAUUCAAACAGGAUGUUUCUGGAUUGGACUGAGGAACAGCACAGACUCUGGCUGGAUCUGGGAAGAUGGCUCUAUACUCAAUGGCACCAAGGUCCUCUCUAACAGCCCUGUACAACACUGUGUUGUCCUGAUGCAUGGACAAUUUCAGGCCUCCAGCUGUGAAUUUACCGCUCCAUGGAUCUGUGAGAAAUCUCUUAGAUAA